GGCCGCGCCGCUGACAGCCGCCGGGGUUCCUUCGCAGGAUCCCGACCCUCCUUCAUUUCCUCCCUCCUUUCAUCCCUCCCUCCGGCCGCGGCCCGGGGCGCCCGGCAGCCGGCCGGGGCGGGGAGCAACCGGCGGAGCGCGUUUCCCUCGCUCGGCAGCCACAGCCCCGCAGGCGGCGGGCGGGGAGGGAGGCUCAGCGAGGCUCGGGAGGAUCGGCGAGGCGAGGCUUAGGGGUGAGGAGCGGAGGGGGAACGCAGCGGCGUCCCCUCCGACGGGGCUUCCCCGCCCCAGCCUCCGCUCCGGUGCUGGGCGGCGGCACCCCCCGGGGAAGGCACACACGGAGGCGACCACCCCCCUCUUAUCUCCCCCCUCCGGAGCUCACCCCCGUCCCCUCUCCUCCACGCAGGUCGGAGCUGACAGCCCGACGGGGGUCCGGCCGCGCCGCGCCAUGCCCGCCGCCCUUCUGCUGCUGUUGCUUCUCGGCUGCCGCCCAGCCGCCGCUGUCGAGGGCAACGGAGCCCUGAGACCCCCGGGUCCCGGCCUGCAGGGCCCUCCGGGGGCCGCCGAGGCUGCCCCCCCGACGGCCGGGCCCCCCAUGCCGCCCAACACCUCGCGGGCGGCCGCACUGCCCAAGGGCUUUGGAGGGGUGGGCGGCGGGAGGCCCCGCUCGGCCUCUCCCCCCAUGUGCACGGGGCAGACUGAGAUCAAGGAGACUUUCAAGUACAUCAACACGGUGGUGUCCUGCCUGGUCUUCGUCCUGGGCAUCAUCGGCAACUCCACGCUGCUGCGGAUCAUCUACAAGAACAAGUGCAUGAGGAACGGCCCCAACAUCCUCAUCGCCAGCCUGGCCCUGGGCGACCUGCUGCACAUCAUCAUCGACAUCCCCAUUAACGUUUACAAGCUACUUGCAGAGGACUGGCCCUUUGGUGUUGAAAUGUGUAAAUUAGUGCCCUUCAUUCAAAAGGCAUCAGUGGGCAUCACAGUGUUGAGUUUGUGUGCCCUCAGUAUAGACAGGUACCGAGCAGUAGCUUCUUGGAGUCGAAUUAAAGGAAUUGGAGUGCCAAAGUGGACUGCUGUUGAAAUUGUAUUGAUCUGGGUUAUAUCGGUGGUAUUAGCUGUUCCGGAAGCUAUUGCAUUUGACAUGAUUACAAUGGAAUACAGAGGAAAGGAUCUCAGAAUCUGCCUACUUCACCCCACACAAAAAACAUCCUUUAUGAUGUUUUACAAGCAAGCUAAAGACUGGUGGUUGUUCAGCUUUUACUUCUGUUUGCCACUGGCUAUCACAGCACUUUUCUAUACUCUCAUGACCUGUGAGAUGUUACGAAAGAAAAGUGGGAUGCAGAUUGCUUUAAAUGAUCACUUAAAACAGAGACGUGAGGUGGCCAAAACUGUGUUCUGCCUGGUACUUGUUUUUGCUUUGUGUUGGCUCCCACUUCACUUAAGCAGAAUAUUGAAACUCACUAUUUAUGAUCAAAAGGACCCAAAUAGAUGUGAACUUUUAAGCUUUUUUCUUGUGAUGGAUUACAUCGGUAUUAACAUGGCUUCACUGAAUUCCUGCAUCAAUCCAAUUGCUCUGUAUUUGGUGAGCAAGAGAUUCCAAAACUGCUUUAAGUCAUGUUUGUGUUGCUGGUGCCAGUCCAAAGAUCUGUUGUCCCUGGAGGAAAGGCAGUCCUGUUUAAAGUUCAAAGCUAAUGACCACGGAUAUGAUAACUUCCGCUCCAGUAACAAGUACAGCUCUUCAUAAAACAGGCAUAAAAGGUAUAUUCUCUUACAUUAAUGCUGGUGCCUUUUUAAGUAAAAGUGGCAAUUACUUUUAAUGAGAUGGCAACAUACAGAAAGCUCUAGUUUUGUGUUUGCACAAAACUGAAAGAAUAUCAUUAAAAAAAAAAAAAUGCCCAAAAGCUGUGUAACUCUCAAAAUCACAGAGACUUACAAAACUGUAAUCUAUGGAACAUGAAGAAUUGCAUAAAAAGUCAUUGUUAGCACUUGAAUACUUCUGAAUCAGCACUUCCAAAUGAUCCCCACUUCCUGUAUAUUAAACCGUCAUUUGUAUUCACUGUAACAGUUGUAGGAACUGGAGUCACAGUAAUUACUAAGCAGUAUAAUGUAACUUUAAUUGGAUCAAAGCCAGUAUUAUUAUAUAACUCAAUAUAUUAUCUUUUAUAAAGCAAAUUAACCACCAUCACUAUUGUUUUGUUUUGUUUUUAAAAUAAAACCUGAGAUACAUUGUAAUGCGAGUUUAAAUGUAAACAAGUAUAAUUUUUAUCAGGGUUUUAUAGAGGUAGAUAAUGAAAUAUUAAAGAAUGCAGUCAAGUUGAAAGUGCAUUUCACUCUGAUGAUUGUUUUUACCUACUGUUUUUGGAAGGAACUUCCAAGACCUCUAUAAAUACCAUUCUGUAGCCACUUCACUUGUUCAGUGCAUUUGGCAGUGCACUUGGGUAUGGUCGGUUUCACUCUUUCCAUGUUAUUUGUGUUUAAUGGUAGCAGAGGAGAGAAAAA
Molecule: messenger RNA, 2499 nt
Organism: Oxyura jamaicensis (ruddy duck)
Lineage: Eukaryota; Metazoa; Chordata; Aves; Anseriformes; Anatidae
Gene: EDNRB
Product: endothelin receptor type B
Exons: 7
Coding region: 449-1744 (431 amino acids)
Biological process (GO): G protein-coupled receptor signaling pathway; enteric nervous system development; regulation of blood pressure
Cellular component (GO): membrane
Molecular function (GO): endothelin receptor activity
Source: RefSeq, a predicted model, not a curated record